Polychytrium aggregatum is the source of this 1695-nucleotide messenger RNA. RefSeq lists its product as uncharacterized. Lineage: Eukaryota; Fungi; Chytridiomycota; Chytridiomycetes; Polychytriales. The record is from RefSeq and is a predicted model, not a curated record. Bases 255 to 1571 code for a protein of 438 amino acids. The transcript has a single exon.
CACAAGCCCCAGACCCAUUCACGUGGCCACGACCCAAUCGCCGUGGUUGGCCUGAUGCCAAGGCGUGGUCCUGGCUCUGGCCCUGUCGCCUUCCUCCAGCCAUCUGCCACUUCUCCUCGCUCUCCUCCUGCUCACAUUCAGAAUGGCGCCCCAGCGACCCGUCAGCCAGGAAUGCCCCAACUCCUUGGUGGCCGAUAUGCUUCCAGUUAGCUCCCCAUCUGCGUCCCUUUCCAAUUUCGACUUUCUCCCAUGUCAUGGUUUGCAACGACGCCUUCCUCGCUACCCUCGACCUGGCAACCCUCACCAAACUUCCUCAGCUCGCUCGUCAGUACAGAGGCGUCUUGUCUCUCGUUUCGAACAGGGCGUGGAUGCACCAGCUCUAUCGCAAACUCAAAAUCACAGCAGCCAUAUUCACCGGAGUUGACGUGUCCAUCGAUCGCAGACAGGUCCUCGAGGGCAUGUGUUCCUUCUGCAGUCGCAAGGAUGGCUGCCCUCGCAGCUUUGAAGCCUACCAGAAAGAGAUGCCACUCUGGUGGGCAAUCUGUCGCUGUCCCUCUCUCGAAGCCAAUACCAGGCGUCUGCUGUCGGCCGGGCUGAUCCAAGCCAACGUCGACUGUCACGCCUGCACAUCAAACUCUUCACAGGACAUGGUUCGAACACUCGACCCGCAGGAGCAGUUCCACAUCGUUGACAGUGCUCGAAUCAUCCAGCGUGGACACUGUCGAAGCUGCAGCGGAAUGCCUCACGGACGGUUUGGGUACUCGGUCAUCCGAUUUGAUCACCACCCCUUCCACACUGCCGAGCAGUGGUCUCAACUGCUCCCUCACGAACUCGACACUAUCCAAAAUCGGCCCCUUCGGACCCUUCGUCUUGUGAACUGCAGUUUCUCGUCUGUCUCUGGCUGGCCGGUCGCUUUCCCUUUUCUCUCUGAUCUGCAGCUCAAUGGCAAGCUUCCAGAAGGCGAGAUUGACAGCCUGGAGGGAAUGCCCCAAAUGCCCCAGCUGGAAAAGUUGAUGCUGCCCCUAUUUCUCAAAAGUCUCGAAUGCAUCCCUCAGAGCCUCUGUCGUUUGCAGUCGCUUGAUUUGGGCCAUCACGCCCAAAUUGCUUCACUGGUGGGACUGCCCCUCCUUCCAAGUUUGAAAAUACUCGUCCUUCCCCCAUCUAUUCUCUCAUUGCAAGGAUUGCCAGCGCAAUUGGAUCGCCUCGUGGAAAUGAAUAUGUGGGGCUGCAGUCGCUUGGAGUCGCUCCGGUGGCUGCCUGUCAUGCCCGAGCUCAAGCUACUCAAACUGCCCCAGUCAGGCCCUUCCCUGAAUGAUUUCGAUACUCAUUGCUCAGGCGCUCUGGUUUCAGCAUCGGUGACAGAGUUGUGGAUUCCGUCGUCGUUCAGUGGUCUCCAAAUGCUCUCGGCCGCAUUCGCAACCAUCAGGACCCUUCAUGUGUCCAUCAGUGGGCCAGGGGAUACGUUUGUCCAAUUUCUUCCGAUGCCACACCUGGAGCAGCUUUUGAUACAUGGGCACAGUCCAUGCCAAUUCGUUGGACUGCCCGAAUCGGUCAAGAUCUUCAACCUCUAGAUGCCCAUGCUCAUGUCCUGGUUGUGGAGGCUGGGUCUCUCAAAGCUCAUUGGUCAAACUCCCUGAGCGAUGUGUAGUGCUCCUGGAGACAAUCUGUGCAGGCUACGGAGCAGCGAGCAGCAUC